CCUCGUCUCCGGUGUCAAACUUGACAUCAGCCUCAGAGCCGAGAAUGGUAACUUGUGUCGGAACAGAAGCCCUCACAUGAGUGGCAUGCUUCAUGGAGUUAUGUACCUUGCGUUGCCCCCUGAUCUGAUAUCAUGGAUUGCAAAACCUUAAUACUUUUUCUUUUUUUCUUCACGCUUAUUUCCAGCGCAGAUUUCAUUAUUCAUCCGUCCAAUGAAGUUAACCUAUUGGACUCCAAAGCAAGCCAAGGAGAGCUGGGUUGGAUAUCAUCCCCAUCCCAUGGGUGGGAGGAAAUUAGCGGCGUGGAUGAGCACUACACACCCAUCCGGACUUUCCAGGUGUGCAACGUGAUGGAAUACAGCCAGAACAAUUGGUUGAGGACCAACUGGAUUCCUCGUAAUUCUGCACAGAAGAUCUAUGUGGAGCUCAAGUUUACCCUAAGAGAUUGCAAUAGUAUUCCCAUGGUCCUGACCUGCAAAGAAACAUUCAACUUACACUAUCUGGAGACAGAAGAAGACCAGGGAAAUAAGUUCCGUGAGCACCAGUUUUCCAAAAUAGAUACAAUCGCCGCAGAUGAGAGCUUUACUCAGAUGGACCUAGGUGACCGCAUUCUGAAGUUAAACACAGAGGUCCGUGAGGUGGGGCCCAUGACUAAGAAGGGCUUCUACCUGGCUUUCCAGGACGUGGGAGCCUGUGUGGCCCUAGUGUCGGUGCGGGUGUACUUUAAAAAAUGCCCUUUCACAGUGAGGAACCUGGCUAUGUUUCCUGACACGGUUCCUACAGACUCUCAGUCACUGGUGGAAGUUAGGGGCUCCUGCGUCAACAAUUCCAAGGAGGAGGAUCCACCAAAAAUGUACUGCAGUACCGAGGGAGAGUGGCUGGUGCCUAUUGGGAAAUGCCUGUGCAACAUAGGUUACGAGGAGCGGGGAGUCGCUUGCCAAGCCUGCCGGCCCGGUUUCUAUAAGGCUUCAUCUGGGAACGUCAAGUGCUCCAAGUGUCCUCCACACAGCUACACACACCAGGAGGGAUCUGUACACUGCGGCUGUGAGAAAAAUUACUUUCGAGCAGACGAGGACCCUGCCUCCAUGGCCUGCUCUCGUCCUCCCUCUGCCCCUCGCAAUGUGAUCUCUGCCAUUAACGAGACCUCAGUGAUUCUAGACUGGAACUGGCCAGCAGACAACGGAGGCAGAAAGGAUGUAAUAUUUAACGUGGUCUGCAAGCGAUGUUGGCCGGGUCCCAGACAGUGUGAACCCUGUCGAGGGGCUGUGCGCUUCCUGCCCCGUGCUUUUGGCCUCACUAACACAACCGUAACUGUGGCAGACCUCCUGGCACACACCAACUACACCUUUGAGAUUGAGGCCCAAAAUGGAGUGUCUUUUCAGGCCCCCACAAUCCGCCAGUACGCUGCGGUCACCAUCACUACAAAUCAAGCAGCGCCAUCUGCAGUGACUGUCAUCAGGAAGGAUCGAACAUCAAGAAACAGCAUCUCACUGUCUUGGAUGGAGCCAGAGAGACCCAAUGGAAUAAUUCUGGACUAUGAGGUCAAAUACUAUGAGAAGCAGGAACAAGAGACGAGCUACACCAUCCUGAGGUCGAAGGGUACAAAUGUUACACUGAACGGACUGAAACCUGACACCACCUACCUGCUGCAGAUCAGAGCUCGUACUGCUGCCGGUUACGGCAGCAGCAGCCGCAAGUUUGAGUUCGAGACCAGCCCAGACUCCUUUUCUAUCUCCAGUGAGAACAGCCAAGUAGUGCUGAUCGCUAUCUCCUCCGCCGUGGCCAUCAUCCUCCUCACUGUAGUGCUCUACAUUGUGAUUAGCAGGUUUUGCAGGUACAGUAAGUCCAAACAUCCGGACGAAAAGAGGCUGCCUUUUGGCAACGGCCACUUGAGACUGCCUGGCAUUAAGACCUAUGUGGACCCGCAUACUUACGAAGACCCGAGUCAAGCCGUGCAUGAAUUCGCCAAGGAACUGGAUGCGUCUAGUAUUGCCAUUGACAAAGUUGUUGGGGCAGGGGAGUUUGGAGAGGUGUGUAGUGGCAGACUGAAGCUGCCAUCUAAGAAGGAGAUCUGCGUGGCCAUCAAGACACUCAAAGCUGGAUACACAGAGAAACAAAGACGGGACUUUCUCAGUGAAGCGAGCAUCAUGGGACAGUUUGAUCACCCUAACAUCAUCAGAUUGGAGGGUGUGGUAACACGCAGUAAACCUGUGAUGAUAGUGACCGAGUACAUGGAGAACGGCUCCUUGGAUGGCUUCCUGCGAAAACACGACGCCCAGUUCACAGUGAUUCAGCUGGUGGGCAUGCUACGUGGCAUUGCGUCUGGGAUGAAGUAUCUGUCGGAUAUGGGUUACGUGCACAGAGACCUAGCCGCUCGGAACAUCCUGGUCAACAGCAAUCUAGUGUGUAAAGUGUCAGACUUCGGCUUGUCCAGAGUGUUAGAGGAUGACCCAGAAGCGGCCUACACAACAAGAGGUGGCAAGAUUCCAAUCCGAUGGACUGCGCCAGAAGCCAUCGCCUAUCGCAAGUUCACCUCAGCCAGUGACGUAUGGAGCUAUGGGAUUGUGCUAUGGGAGGUCAUGUCUUACGGAGAAAGGCCUUAUUGGGAGAUGUCCAAUCAGGACGUAAUAAAAGCAGUGGAUGAAGGAUAUCGUCUUCCCCCACCCAUGGAAUGCCCUGCCACACUUUACCAGCUAAUGCUAGACUGCUGGCAGAAAGACAGAAACAACCGGCCGAAAUUUGAACAGAUUGUCAGCAUUCUGGACAAGCUUAUCCGCAACCCUAGCAGUCUGAAGAUCACAGCCAGCACUGCUUCCAGACCGGUAAAUUUACUUCUGGACAGGAACAGCACUGAUAUCACUUCUUUUCACACAAUGGGAGAUUGGCUGGAGAGUGCGAGGACGUUGCCCUGUAAAGAUGCAUUCAGCGGUGUUAGCUACAGCUCCUGUGAUACACUGGCCAAAACCUCAGCAGAGGACUUCAAGAAAGUCGGCGUGACGAUAGUUGGACCUCAGAAGAAGAUCGUGAGCAGCCUAACAACACUUGAAACACACUCAAAGAAUGGUCCAGUUCCUGUGUAAAAUUAAAAACAAGUAACGGAAAAGAUACUUCUAUAUGAUGCUGCUUUGGCUUUAACAGACAGGAAAUGGAUAUUAAAUGAAAGGAGGAAGUGGAACUACAAUUCCUGAAUAGAUGCGCAAAGCAGAACAACCUUUCUGGAGAAUGAUCACGUCUUCCUGGGCACGAGUUGAAAAGACAAAGAAAGCAUUUCCCAGCCAUUGACAUGUUGCCUUAGAGAGAGGCGGGUGAACACGGACCUCGUGUUUAGGAGACACAGUACUGCUGAAUGGAUCUUAUAGACAGAAGACUCCGAUGGAAUAGAAGCUGGUUCGAUCCAUAUGGAUUUAAGGAAGAGCUCUUCAUAUGUUGCAGGAGAGCACAAAAAAGCC
Molecule: messenger RNA, 3447 nt
Organism: Danio rerio (zebrafish)
Lineage: Eukaryota; Metazoa; Chordata; Actinopteri; Cypriniformes; Danionidae
Source: RefSeq, a predicted model, not a curated record